Messenger RNA from Ctenocephalides felis (cat flea), 989 nucleotides. It is a transcript of the gene Usf, whose product is annotated as upstream stimulatory factor 2. Bases 90 to 761 code for a protein of 223 amino acids. The record is from RefSeq and is a predicted model, not a curated record. Lineage: Eukaryota; Metazoa; Arthropoda; Insecta; Siphonaptera; Pulicidae. Gene Ontology annotation, biological process: regulation of transcription by RNA polymerase II. Gene Ontology annotation, molecular function: RNA polymerase II cis-regulatory region sequence-specific DNA binding; DNA-binding transcription factor activity, RNA polymerase II-specific; protein dimerization activity. The transcript is spliced from 6 exons.
UUUCGACUGGGGGCAUCACAUGACCUGUUUAUUUGUCCCCGUGAUCAAUCUAUUUAAUUUGAAAUAUUUAUGAUUACUAAUUUAUUAUUAUGGAAAAAAUAGAAUAUUCUCUCGACAACAGUGGUGAUGGUGAAGAAAUUCUUGGAGUAAUAGAUGAAAGUUCGGGAUCACUGGCUUAUAGUGUUAUAGAAGUAAAAACAGAAGACAGUAUGGAUCCCUUGAUUUCAGCGGGUCCUUCCUAUUCUCCAAAUGGCUCUCAGCAAGCAAUGAUCGCUUCACCAAUUGAUGGGCAAUAUUAUGUAAUUGGAGGAACAGAUGUAUUUGCAGCCCAAACAAGAUCCCUUGCGCCACGUCUAGCAGAAUCUGGAAGAAUUGUUCAAGUUACGCAUGGUAUAAAAAAAAGGGAUGAUAGAAGAAGAGCUACACAUAAUGAGGUUGAAAGGAGAAGAAGGGAUAAAAUCAACAAUUGGAUUACAAAAUUAGCAAAAAUUAUAUCUGAAGGAUGCCAUAAUGGAAAUGGAAAAUUAGAAUCAAUAGAAAGCCAAUCAAAAGGAGGAAUUCUAGCUAAAGCUUGUGAAUAUAUAACAGAGUUACGAGACUCAAAUCAAAGUUUACAAGAGUGCCUUAAGGAGCAGGAAAAGAAAAUUAUGGAAUUAGAAAAAAGUCAAAAACAAAUUAAUCAAUUAAAGCGAGAUAAUGAUAUUUUGCGCGCACAACUAUCUCAACCUGGAUCCCUGGAUAGUCUGCAGCAUGGUUCAUAGCAAGGGUAAGUCACUUUUGUGGCAGUUAUUAGUUUGGACCAAUGUGAAGAAAAAGUUGAGGAGAAUUUAGUCUAUAUAUACAAAGUUUGUAAUAAAAGAUUUUAUAUAAUGAAUAUUAUAGAUAAAGCACAUUUUGACCAGCAGUUAGUAAAGAAAGAAUUGAUAUAAUAAUAUAAAGAAUAUUUAUUAAUUCUGUUCUUGAGUUAUUUUGUAAAGUAUAGCCAUUUU